UGGCGGGGCGAGAAGUGUGGUGGCACCGAGGCACCGGAGCUAAGAUGGGAGAGGGGCGUUAAGGGGCCCUGCCAGGGGAGCACACACACACACACUGCAGUAUGCGAGCGAGUGCCGCGUUCUCUGCAUGCACAGCUAAACUGUACACGCGAUCUGUCAGACAAGCCUCUCCUUCCUGCCAGCACAGCCGUCAUGGCGAGCACAGGCCCUUGAGCACAUCGCAACAAGCUGUGCCGUUAGACUUGACGAAUUAGCCGCUAGGAAGGGCUGCUGGAGUUGGAAGUGAACAGUUAAAACUGACCCAAGGACGCGAGUGUUUUCAUCUGCUUCACAAAGCUGUUGAUGAAGACGAGUAGCAGAGAACUCACCGAUGCGCAGCGGUGUGUGACGAUCCGCCAGGCGGUUCAGGAGGGCGCAGGCCUGGUGGAGGCUGUGUUUGGGGGAUGGGGGGGAAAGUCGGCUGCUAGUGGUUAGCUUGGUGGCAAGCUGGACCAACCAACGUCUGCGCCAGUAGUAAGCUGUUGUUACAGGCGCGGUGAAUUCUUGAUUUGGUUAUCUCCGUGGAAAGCGCUGGAAUUGCUGAAUACUUGUGUGUGCUGGUGUGUUGUGUAGCAUGUCCCCAGUGCCAUGAGGAACUACAAGGCCAGCUUCUCGGCACGACUGUGUGAGGUGGGCAUCCUGUGUGGAUGUGGCGAUAAUACAGUGGUGUUCUCACUCAUGCCCCUGCUCCCUAGAGGUUGCUAGCCUGGGCCAGAGUGGAAGCUGCUAGCCCGGGCCUGAGGGGAGUGGUUAGCCCGGGCCUGAGGGACAGGGAAAAUGAGCAACGUAUCGCACGUGUCUACCGUGGAUCGAGGUCUCAAGAUGAAGAUCAAGCGGACCAAAGUUGGCCUCGCAAAAACCGAGCCAAAACAUGAAGUAGUCAAAGGGGAGUGUACGACUAGUGGCAACAGUGCUCAGGCCAACGCUGGAGCUGCCAGUACCUCAGGAGUGCAUAUAUUGAAUGGAGUACCAUCCUCAGGGAGUUCUAUUUCUGGAAGUGCUAAUUUAGACAAAUCUUCAGUUGGAAGUGUUCCCAGUGGUGUGGCUGGAACUCCGAACAAAACAGGCAGUGGCAGCAGUAAUAACUGCCUGACUUCAGACGCAUCCAAAGACAAGUCGCCCAAAGUAAAGACACCUUAUGUCAAGAAGGACAAAUGCAAAGAAAAAAGUGUUAGCUCUUCUGUUAGAUCCUCAGCAGACAGCUCCAUAGCAUGCAGUGGGACUAACAGCACAGUGGGAAGCGUUGGUGGUGGUAGCAACAGUAGUGGGAUGAGCUGCGGUGGUGGUCUGGGGCUGGGGGUCAGCAACGGUCUAGACGUGCUGUUCAGCCAGGUCAGCAUGGAGCCUCGUGUGGCGGUCGAGGCUGUGGCCGUCAAGCGAGAGGUGGCGAGACCAGAUCCUUAUGAGUUUAACGCCAAAGUCGAGGAUGGCAUUGGUCUCCCACCCAAGAAACUCAAGACAGACACUAAGGUGGAGACAGCAUCAUCACCUUUGCUUUCACCCACGAGCCAAGAUGCUUCUACAGAAACGUGUAGCAUUGGAGUUGUGACAGAACCAGAAUGCCUGGGACCAUGUGAACCUGGCACCAGUGUAACACUGGAAGGAAUUGUUUGGCAAGAAACGGAUAAUGGUGUGUUGGUGAUAAAUGUGACAUGGCGUGGAAAGACGUAUGUUGGAACAUUACUAGAUGCUACAAAACAUGACUGGGCGCCUCCAAGGCCAAAUUGUGAAUCCCCUGUGAGUGACUUUGAAACUCAGCUCCCGAAAGGUCGAGCUAAAAGAGGACGAGCCAAUGCAGGAACACCUGUGAGUGAUCGAACUGUGACAGAAGGUCGCAAAUUACGCAAAGGCAGAAGAGGGAGUAAUGCCAAUUUUCAGGCCCCACCUAGUCCUGCGCGCUCAGAUACAUCAAAUGCAGGCUUAAAGCGAAAGGGCCGGCCUAUUGAAGAGUCUGUAGACUUGGUCAAAGGAGACAAAAGCAACAAUAACAAUACAAAACGCAGUAGAUCUUGUUCCAGGGGGAGCUCAGGUACUGAGAGUCCAACUCCAUCAGUAAUUGAAUGUCCUGAACCAAACUGCAACAAAAAGUACAAGCACAUAAAUGGACUUCGCUACCAUCAGACACAUGCUCAUCAUCAUCCACUUCCUGUGCCUGAUGAUGAAAAGGAGGAGGAAGAAGAGAUGGAUGCUGAUGGCAAGGACUUGAAGAAGAACUCAGAUGCUGAGGGAAAGGACGCCAAAAAAGAAGCAUUAUCAGAACGUGCUGAAAGAAUGAAGGCAAAGGAACUACGCCGUAGAGAAAAGGAGAGGGAAAAAUCAUUAGAAAAGGAUUGUUCAUCUUUAGAAGAUAAUAUUCCAUUAAAAGCUUUUGCCAAUCGUGUUGUUGCUCAGAAUACUGACAAGAGUAGAAGUGAGACCCUUAUCUCAAAAGUGGACAGUAGUAAAUUAGAGUCAAUUGUUUCCAGUGCUCCAACAGCCUCAACUUCUGUGACAUCUUCUGUUGUAACUUCUGCAUCUUUAUCAUCAGCUACUAUUUUGUCUAAGAAAAAGGACAGCAGCUCAGUUUCAGUAGGUAUGACUGUGACUAAGGCAGGGCCCGUGGGACAAGUGUAUCAGAUCUCAGGUGUUGGAUGUUUGGGUGGUAUGGCAGUGAUGGCCCCCACCAACACAGUACAAGCACCUGUGGUGACACCAACCACAGCUGUAACUGUAUGCCCAACAAUGCCCUCAACUACUUCAAUACCAUUAACAGUGUCACCUCUUGCUACUUCUGAAAUGAACAAAGGAGACAGCAAAGAUAGUAACAAGGCCACAGACAAAAGUAAAACUAAGAUGGCAACGCGCCCAAUAGUCCCUGCUCUAAGCCCUCAGGUGAUGGCAGGUCAGUCAGCUGUUGUACCAAAUCCUGGACACAACCAGCUAUCGUCCUCUUUAAAAUUGAUUCAGCCCAAACCUACAAUUAUGGGUGAAUAUUCAAAUGUAAACCCAGCUUUGGCAGAUCUGAAAGAAAAACGCAUGAAGCCCAAGAAAAAGAAAGAAAAGGAUGGAAUCCAGAAUUUAAGUCAGACAACUGGGUCUUCAUCUCAGAUAAGCAAGUCUGUCAACAAGGAUGAUUCCGUUCAUAUUGACCAUACAGGUGUGAUGAAAAAUGUUACCUCUUCACCUCUAGGGCGACAGUCUAUGGAAAUGACACCACGAAAAGAAACAUUCCUAGCAUUGAAGUGUCAAAGCCUGCAGACUCGCCCAGGACAACUGUGUCUUCCUCAACAGCAUUGUCAUCAUCUAUGAAGCCCUCAGGUAACACUCAAGGCUCAAGAUCAGGUGCGCACGGUACAGCCUCCAGGCCUUCUGAAAGUAAACUCUCCACUCCACGUUAGUGCAAGUGAAAGAAAAACUCCUAUAAAUGAUGAUGUUCAAAGUCCAGCCUAUUCAGACAUUUCUGAUGCCAAUGAUUCAUCUUCUCCUCAGCAGCAUGAUAGCCCUAAAAAAGAUAGUGAUACUCCCCAUAAGAAAGAAAACACAUCUGCAGGUUCUUCUACUGCUGCUGGAGAGGGCAGUAGUGGUGUAUCUCAUUAUGGAAUGUACUUCUAUGGCCGUCCUUCUCCAUACAUGUCUCCUAAUGUCUCUACCACACCACACUCAUCCCCAAAUUCUACAAAGUCAUCCUCUUUGAAGAAAGAUGAAAGUUCCAGACCAGAAGAUAGCAGAUUGGCCCAGACUCCUGAAGAGGCAAGAAAAAGCAGUAUGGAUAAAGACUCUACACCUAGCAGCAGCAUCGCGAGUAAGCCAGAGGGGCUAGAAAGGAGUGGACCCAGUAGCAUGGCCACCUCCCCACCACAGCAGCAGCAACAGGCGCAGCAUCCCCAGCAGCAGAUGCAGGAGUACCAACAGAAAUGGCUGCAGCAGUUUUACUCUCAGAUUCGAAUGCUUCCCCAACAGGCCCAAUACCAGUACUUAGCAGCCUAUGGUAUGCUAGAUCCAUUUCAUCAGAUGCAUUUUAUUAACCAACAAGAUCCACAAUACCGUCAAAUGAUGGAGAAAGCUUCAGAAGAGCAAAAACGAUUACAAGAGCAAGGAGGUGGGAAGAAAAAAGUAGAAACUGAAUCUAGCAAAAAAUUAGCUGGUUCACGGCCACCUUCAGCAGAUCAGGGAACUUCCCAAGGAGAGUCAGGUCCUGGUGCUAGUCAGAAAUUGCCUCUUUAUGGGCCACAAGGUGCUGGACUAGAUCGACACUUUGAGGGGAAAUCUUUUGGUGAAUCAGCUGAUGAACGGGAAAUGCGAGAGCAAGCAUUACGUGAGAAGCAAAAUGAAAACCACCAAAUUAUGAAAGAAAACAUUGAACUGAAAUAUCAGAUGGAGCGCAGGCAGGAAAUGCAAGAACGCAUGAAACAAGAGGAGCUUCGACGCAUGCACAUAUACCAGCAACAGAAAGAUCAGCGUCCUGUGGAAAAGCGCAAAAUAGAGGUGCAGAAACCUCCAGAACUGGCCAGCUCGGUCAAAGGACAUGGGAUGGAAACAUCUCGUCUUAGUGUUGUGAAACCGGAGGAUAUAAAAAAGGAACCUAUAGACCAUUUACGUGUUAAGGAUAUGUCUUCUCGUCCACAAGAUAAAGGUGGCGAGGAAAAGAGGCAGGGGGAAAAAGGUAGGGGAGGACCUGGUGAUGCUCAUGUCAAAUCUAAGCCACAGGAUCCUAAUAGUGGCAGCACUGCCCUCACCGUGGUAGCAUCUUCAGGGUCUGCUAACCCUCAGUCAGGAGCACCUGGACAGUUUACACCAUACACAUACCCUGGCAUGUAUCCACAUUAUGGACCAGUGCAGGUGGACCCUACCCAUCCAGUUUAUCGUGGCAUGAAUCCCCACGUGAUAGGUUAUGCUACUGCUCCUCCAGGUGCCUAUCUCCAUCCAUCACAACUGGGUUACCGAUUGAACUCUGUGGACUCAGAUAAGGAAAGUAGUAAGCAAGAAAGCAAACUUCCAGUACCUGCUCUUUCAUCAGAAGAUUCUAGUAAGAGCGUGUCUGAAAGUCUGGGUCCUCAGUUUUAUGGGGGCCCUGUCCAUAAAAUUCAUGAGCUGCAAGAGAAGGGCAGACCUCGUCCGAGCAGCACCUCUCCUGCACCUCCUGGCAAAAGUGGGGAAUCUUCUCACUCAGCCCUGGCAACACUUUCCGAGAAACAGCGGGAAUAUUCAAAAUCACCACCCACCCAGCGUCAUUUGCAUACUCAUCAUCACACUCACGUGCUGAGCCAUGGCUUCCCUAUUGCAUAUGCAGACCCAUACAGUGCAGCCAUGUUUGCUACUGCCCCACAUGGAGCAGCACCUCCGCCACCUGCCAUGCAAUCCUCUUUCAACAAACCGUGAUCAGUAUGCUGUGAUAGGAGGCAUUUUCAUUUACUCUUGUAUUUGAUUUCUUCAGAAAUG
Pomacea canaliculata is the source of this 5457-nucleotide messenger RNA. RefSeq names its product zinc finger protein 608-like. NCBI's taxonomy places the organism in Eukaryota, Metazoa, Mollusca, Gastropoda, Architaenioglossa, Ampullariidae. The record is from RefSeq and is a predicted model, not a curated record. Gene Ontology annotation, cellular component: nucleus. Gene Ontology annotation, biological process: regulation of transcription by RNA polymerase II.